Messenger RNA from Emiliania huxleyi CCMP1516, 2418 nucleotides. RefSeq lists its product as hypothetical. Gene Ontology annotation, molecular function: protein-N-terminal amino-acid acetyltransferase activity. Gene Ontology annotation, biological process: N-terminal peptidyl-methionine acetylation. NCBI's taxonomy places the organism in Eukaryota, Haptophyta, Isochrysidales, Noelaerhabdaceae. Gene Ontology annotation, cellular component: cytoplasm; NatB complex. The transcript has 9 exons. Bases 1 to 2418 code for a protein of 805 amino acids. The record is from RefSeq and is a predicted model, not a curated record.
AUGAGCGGAAGUGCCGCGAACCAGCGCCUGCAGGCCAUCUACGAGAGCCUCGACUCGGGUAACAACAAGCAGGCCGUCAAGCACUGCAACGCACUUUUGGCCAAGGCCGACUACCCUCUAGUCAAAGCGCUCAAGGCGCUCGGACUGCAGCGAUGCGGCCGGUUCGACGAGGCGCUCUCUGUUGCGCGUGAGCUCGUGUCCAGCCCAGUGGCCUGCUCGCACGAGGCAACCCUCUCGACAGUGCUGAUGGUCUUUCGGCGCGCCGGCCUCGCCUCAGAGGCGACCGCCAUCUGCGAGCGCGGGCACGAGGCAAAGCCGCAGUCGGAGGAGAUUGCCGUCGAACUGCUCCGAUGCCACCUGCAAGCGGCCGCGUACGGGCCGGCGCAGCUGCUCGCGCUGCGCCUGUACAAGGCGUCGGGCCGCGCCUCGCACCUCUCGUGGGCCGUCGCGAUGGCGCUCCUGCAGGCGGACUCGCUCGCGCCGCCCACUCACGCGGCCGCCACUGCGGCCUGCGACGAGGCGGCGGCGGCGGCGAACGAGGCCCAGCGGCAGAAGCUGCUGCGGCUCGCCACGGCGAUGAUGGCCCGAGCCGAGGUCAGCACUGAAGGCGAGCUCCAGCUGCGGCUCGCAGCCCACCGGCGGGCAGGCGCCAGCGAGGAGGCGACGCAGCGGAGGCAGCGAGCCACAGUCGCGCGCGAGGCGCAGCGCGAGCUCCUCCUCCUCUCGCCCGGCGACUGGGGCGCGCUGGUCGGCUUCGUGCGCUCGUCGCUGCGCGCCGGCGGUGCCGAGGCCGAGGCCGAGCUGGAGGCGAGUCUGCUCCGGCUCGCCCCCGGUCUACUCGACACCGAGGAGGCGGCCGGCGGUGGCGAGGCGGCGGGCGAGACGGCGGAGCUGUCCCCGCGCCCCGCCUCGUACGAUCCGCUGCUCGAGGCGCUGAGGGCGUACUGGCGCGCGUACAGCCACAAGCAGUGCGCCGUGUACGACGUGCUCCCCUACCUGCGCGCCCUCCCCGCCGCCUCGCUCUCCGCCCUCCUGCAGCAGCUCGAGGCUGAGCUCGCCGCGCAGUUCGUCGCUGCGCACGCCUCCGCCGCCGACCUCGCCGCUGCGAUGGACGAGCGCGAGGUGCGGCCUGCCGACGAGCUCCCCCUGCUGGCGGCGGAGCUGCAGCUCGGCGCCCCGAUGGUGGAGUGGUGCUACCCCUCGCGAGGCAGCGCCGCCGACCUCGCCUCAGCAGCGCUCGCCGCUGCGACGCUGCAGGCAGGGCACGCGGCAUCGCCGCACAACGCGCAGCUCUCGGUCGCGCUCUGCGUCGCGCUGCUCUGCCUCGGCGCGCCGGACGGGCUGAGGGACGUCGCGGAGAACACACUCCUCGCGCUGCGGCAGGGCCAUCCGGCGCAGGCGCUCGAGCUCGUCGCGUUCGAGCGCGCCGUCCGCGGCUCGUGGUGGGGCGUCGCCGCCGCCGUCAUGGAGCGCCUCGUCGCCCUCGGCGCCUCGGACGGUUCCGCCGACGCGGCGCGCUCCGCCCUCGGCGAGGGCAGUCCGUUGCUCGACGUGCCGCUCACCGCCAGCCAGCUGCAUGCGAUGCCAGACACUCUCGACCUCGAGUCACUCACUACCCGCUGGCCGUCCGCCUCCGCGCCGCCCCCUCCUCCGGCCGGCUCUUCCAGCGUGCCGGAGGGCUCUUGCGGCGCAUUGGCCGGCCUCACGCUGUCGCCGCCGCCUCCUUCCGCCAGCACGGUCCGCAUGCUUCGCUGCGACUGGCUGCCUCGCCGCCAGCGGCUGCUCCGCUUCCUCCACCUGUACUUUGGGGGCGCCUCGUCUGCGGGGAGCGCCCGCUGUCUCUUUCCGCCGCCAGAGGAGGCCGUGCUGUGUGAGGCCGAGGCGUCGCUGCGCGAGCUCGCCUCCACCCUCGUCGCCAAGUUGGCCGCCGCCGGCACCGACGCGGCUGCUCUCGAGGCGCGGGCCGAAGCUGCAAUCAGCGACGCUGCAGCUGCCCUCUCCCGCCGCUGCAGCCGGGUGGGCGAGGGGAUGCGCGCGUCUGGCGGCUACUCGCCGCCGGCGCAGCGGCGACUGGUCCAUCUCUCGCAGCUCGAGGCGCCCGUUGCCGCCGCGCUCCGCAGCCGAUGGGACGAGCUGCUGCCCGCAGGCCGCAAGGCCGCCGCCUCCGCCGCUGUGCGUACCGCAGCCGCUGCCGCUGCCAAGGCGAUGCGCGCCGCAGUGGAGGAGCUGCUGGUGCGGCUGGCGGGCGCCCCCGUCCGCUCCAACGCGCGCCAGGCGCUCGAGUCGGAUGAGCUGCCGCUGCCGCCGCCGCUGCGUGAUGGGCCUCGCAAAGCCGCGGUGCGCGAGUCGGAGGCGGCUUUGCUGAAGGCGAGCCGCGAGGCGCUGCGCACGAGCGCCACUGCUCUCGCCAGUGGGUGA